Molecule: messenger RNA, 931 nt
Organism: Wyeomyia smithii (pitcher-plant mosquito)
Lineage: Eukaryota; Metazoa; Arthropoda; Insecta; Diptera; Culicidae
Gene: Sec61beta
Product: protein transport protein Sec61 subunit beta
Exons: 3
Coding region: 206-505 (99 amino acids)
Biological process (GO): intracellular protein transport
Cellular component (GO): Sec61 translocon complex
Source: RefSeq, a predicted model, not a curated record
CGACGUGUAGUGGUUUCGUCGAUACGUGGAUUAAGAAAGCAAAAGCAGAAAGUGGUUCAGCCAGCGAAGACGUUGGUGGUUUGCAUUUCGUGAUUACCGGAGCUACUCGUCGGACUUUCCAACCACGAUUAGUUCGUAAAGUGUUGCUAAUCAGGUGUUCCAAGACUGCAUUUCAUAGUUUUCCAGCAGACAAGCCACAAGAACAAUGCCUGCUCCAGCCAGUUCAACCUCUGUCGGAAGCGGAAGCCGCUCUCCCACGAAGCCGUCAUCGGCACCGCGAGCGAGUGCUGGUGGUUCCAGCAAUCUGAAACAGAGAAAGACCACCACCACGACGACCGCAGCUCGGAAUCGUACUACCGGUACCGGUUCUGGUGGAAUGUGGCGCUUCUACACCGAUGACUCGCCCGGAAUCAAAGUUGGUCCAGUUCCAGUACUAGUGAUGUCUCUACUAUUCAUUGCAUCCGUAUUUAUGCUGCACAUUUGGGGCAAAUAUACACGCUCUUAAGAGUCGACAUUCUUAGAUUUAUUUAAGCGUUCUAUUUUGUAAGCUCAGACAUGCAUUCAUACGUGAAAACUCUUGGCAAACACUGUUACGUCGAUUAUGGGCAAGAACCGAGAGUGUUAAUUUAAAAUCUAUACGGUUUACUAGCGUUGUGCUUAUUGGAGAAAACAUGGUAUAUUCUAUUGAAACUCAUUUCAAAGCUAUUAGGGGUCUUCACAUCGAGCUCGUAUACGAAUACCCAGCCGUAAACUGUGCAUCUUCCAUAACUCGUCAAUGGAGGUGAGUAUUUUUACGGCUGGGUAUUUGUUUACGAGCUCGACAUGAAUACCCAUAUUAAUUUAUCACUCGCUUGUCUCUUAUACAGUCUAAGAAUGCAAGUAAUUCAACCCAUUCGAGAAAUAUAUCCCUAUCUGUAAGUGAGAGUUAUAA